AUGGACCAUUUGAUUGCUGCUUUAGGCAGGCAAUUUGCUAUUAAGGAUUUGGGUCUCUUGCAUUUUUUCUUGGGAGCUCAUGCUAUCCAGAACUCUGCAGGUAUGCUAUUAUCUCAAAAAUAUUAUGUCUCUAAUAUGUUAGUUAAAACUAAAAUGGAUGGUGCUGCUAGCUGUGCUACACCUAUAGCUUCCUCAACUUCGGUGGUUAACUCUAGUCCUUUUGAAGAUCCAGUUCUCUAUAAAAGCACAGUUGGUGCACUCCAAUAUGCAACAAUCACUAGACCUGACAUUUCUUAUGUUGUAAAUAAAGCAUGUCAACAAUUCAUAUUGGUCAGUUGUCAAGAGGAUAUUAAGGUAUUUGAAAGACACUGUUUAUUAUGGUUUUAA
Molecule: messenger RNA, 387 nt
Organism: Papaver somniferum (opium poppy)
Lineage: Eukaryota; Viridiplantae; Streptophyta; Magnoliopsida; Ranunculales; Papaveraceae
Exons: 1
Coding region: 1-387 (128 amino acids)
Source: RefSeq, a predicted model, not a curated record